CUCAUCCACGACAAUAUCGUGACGCUUUAUGGAACGACAGAGGAGUUCGGGCCAACCACAGCCCUUGUCUCCCAGUGGUUUCCGGACGGCACGCUGUCCCAUCUAAUCAGAGAACGGGGUGCUACAUUGACCAUCAAGUCCAAAUUGAAGCUGCUCCACGGCAUAGCAUCUGGGCUCUACUAUCUUCACUCAUUUCCCGUUGUUCACGGUGACAUUACGAGCUCUAACGUUUUGGUAGAUCUCAAAGAAGGCGAAUACAAGGCUUGCCUAACCGACUUCGGGUUGUCAAAUGUCCUCGGCGCACGUUUAAAAGAGUGGCAAGUUGAAGGAUCGAUGGUUCGGUCUGGUGCAGUCAGGUGGACUGCGCCUGAGUUGCUCAGGCCACAUGAUCCCCCUUCCAAUAUUAAACCGACCACGCAGAACGACAUGUAUUCCUUCGGUCGUGUCAUGUUCCAUGUAAGUUUGUUGACUUUGAUUCUUCCUUGGCAUGACAUUGACGAGUAUAGAGUCAUUCACAAAAUACAAAAUGGAGAGGAUGUCCCGCGUCCUGAGGUAUCCGAGGCGACGUCUGACGUCACAGACGCCCGCUGGGAUCAUAUCGAGCAGUGUUGGUCAAUUGAUCCACCUGCCCGUCCAUGUGCCCUCACGGCUAUGAACUUCAUAAAGGGGGAACUAGAGGCUUUGAACCAGGAUGAUGUCCUUGUUGGCGAGGUACAAGAAAGCCAUCAAAAUACAGACUUGGUUGCGGAGCAGUCUUCCUUGCAAACGCUUGUUCCAUCACGCAAUACCGUUCCCUCUAGUCCUUUAACACAUCAUCUCUUCUCUACGGUCUCAUCGCUGUCGCUUGCAGGUCCUUUGAAUGUGUUGCUUUUCGGGGAGACUGGAGUUGGGAAGAGCGCCAUCAUCAACUUGAUUAUGGGACGCGACGUUGCACAAACGUCGCCAGAUCAGGAAACUUGCACAUUGCAGCAUACCUCCCACGAAGUCAAUCUUGCAGAACGCCGAUUCAAACUUUGGGAAGUUUCCUCAAUCGAAUCAAUGGGUUCUUUCCGGACCUUUCUGGCAAAACGGCGCCUGGAGAAAUCGUACAAGAAGCUGUACAAAGAUGAUGGGGUCCACCUUCUUUUGUAUUGCAUGAGGGGAUCGAGGGCGCAGAGAGCACUGCUCAGGGAUUAUAAAUUCUUCACUGAAAUCGUUGGCUCUACGGCCACUGUGGCAGGCGGCGUACCUGUCGCCGCUGUGGUCACCUGCUUGGAAGAUUAUCCUAAGGACAUGGAUGUGUGGUGGACGAAAAACAAGGAUAAUCUGGAAGGCCUCGGAAUGCGGUUCUCCACACACGCUUGUAUCACUUCUCUCCCUGACGAUCCAACAUCUUCACUUGCAAUGCGCGCACGUCGACAGCGAUCAGAACAAGUUAUUCGCUGUCUUAUUUAUGAGUCCUACAAGAUAGGCACCGAAACACCUCGCAAUUCCAGUCCAGCUUUGACUCGAUGAAAAGCUGUCAAGCUUGCCUGCGCAAUACGGUUCUCGAAUGUUAGCCUCUGUGGGGCUGGGCCACUCCAUGUGUUACUUCAUA
Suillus plorans is the source of this 1576-nucleotide messenger RNA. RefSeq lists its product as uncharacterized. The record is from RefSeq and is a predicted model, not a curated record. Gene Ontology annotation, molecular function: ATP binding; protein kinase activity; GTP binding. Lineage: Eukaryota; Fungi; Basidiomycota; Agaricomycetes; Boletales; Suillaceae. The coding region runs from base 334 to 1494 and encodes 386 amino acids. Gene Ontology annotation, biological process: protein phosphorylation. The transcript is spliced from 8 exons.